AUGCUUCCAACUAUGUCAGCAUCGCACCAUCUUCAGUCCACUGCCGGAGGAUCGCGCCUUUCGCGCUCGUCCGCCGCUGCUACAGGAUGCUCCGCACCACCCGCCGGAUCACCCGCUGUACCACCCGCCGCAUCAUCCGCCGCGCCGACCGCUGGUGACUUUGGCGGAGUGGGAGCGGUCCCGGCUGUCGCCGCCGCCUCACCUUCCGCCGAUGCCUGCAGUCCGCGCGAACGCUCGUUUUCUCCCCGCGGCAAGCGCGCCACCGAGUGCCGCCGCGCUCCACGGCACAGGCACUCGCGCUCUUUUUCCGGAGACUUCCCCACUUUUCAUGCCACUGCGCCCAGGUCCCCCGCCCAUUCCGCAAUUCCCGCCUCCAACAGCCCUCUUAGCAGAAGGCCCCGCGAGGACCCCGUGGAAACCUCCGCUUAUCCCGGCAACGGGGCGUGUUCUCCUGCUUCCCCCGCCCCCAGCGGAGAGUUUUCCGCCCGGUGCGGAGACACAUCGAACGGCGCACGGCUUUCUGCGCAGCGAUGGUCGCUGCCGCCGGGAACGAGCGUCGACGGCGGGGUUGGUAUGGGGGAUUGUCCCCUCACGGGUGGGUUAAGCAGCAGCGGUCUUGCGAGCAGCGGUGCUGACGUGGCGUUUCUGACGAGCCAAUCUCCGCGAAUCGACCUUUUACGGAGACUGAAAAUGGAAGCGGCUGUCGCGGUGUCGUCGUGCGAUUCGCCUUCUUUUUUCUCCCCGUCGCACGCCGCGGCAUCGACGAAUGCGCGCGAUUUGUUCUUUUCUUUUGAGCGCCAAGGAAGCAUCGGCUUGCUCAGCGAGGGGUCGUGCGACCUCGGCGACGACGGGAGCGGGAGCUUCUUUCCUCAUCAACGACCAGAAGAACUCGUUCCGCUCCAACGCGUUACGUCUAUAACGGUCAUAGCUAGGACGGUGUCGCCCCUCGUAGGUGCUCCGGACUCGCUUCUCCCUGCCCCUGCUGCUGCUGCUACUACUGCUGGAGAAGAUGCUAUAGGCGGUGUUGAGGGCUGCGCGGCGAAUUCUGCCGCUGCCGCGUCUCCUCCCGAGUCUCUCUCGUUACCAGUUUCUCCCGUCGACGACGGGCCUGCGGCUGCCUUCCUCGAAGCUUCCUGCAACCCGGCGGAACCGCUAACUGAUGCCACGUCAGCAGCCGCUGAACCCAUGCAUUCUACCUCAGGUGCUGCGAAAGCUACCGUGGUCAGCAGGGCCAUCGCCACCGCGCGUUUCGCCACGUCAACGUCGACAGGCAGCAGCAGCGGCAGCCACGUGUCAAACAGCACGUGGACCACCGCCGUGACUAAUCUAAGCCACGAGUCGUCUAGCAGCGAGAGGGCGAGCAGCAGACUCAGCAGCGGGCUUGACGGCGCUUUUGACGCCGGAAAUGGGGGUGAAUUCGUUAAAGGAUGUAACAGCGGGUUUGGCGGUGACACGUGGACGGGUGCCGAGUUGUCGUCCGCCGAGUCCUCUCCCCGCCUCUCUCCUUCAAGCCCGGGAUUCUUCUCGCCAUCCCGACGGAGUUUUAGUCACCAGCAAGAUCCGUUUCAGCACAAUUCGUUACACGGCUUAUUGCACAAGGCAGAGGAUGAUGACGAUGGGAUUGAGAUCGGUGCUGUGGAUUGGCACCACUCGCAUCGAUUCUAUAGCGAGUAUCAGCAGCCGCAGCACUACAGCCGGCAGCAGCAGCAGCAACCGCGCGGCCGUUACAGCGCGAGGCUCGGAGCGAUGCCGUUUGAGACUCGCAAUCAGGUGCAGCGCUGGGAAGGUAGGAAAAGUUCAGAUGAAGUCCAGGAGCAGGAUGAGAAUGAGGAUGAGGAGCAGUUGGAUGAGGAGGAGGUGGAGCAGGAGAAAGAGCAGGGAGAGGAGCAGCUGCAAGCUGCGGAUGGGGAAGAGGCAUCAAGAGCAGGGUCGACCGAAGAAGUUGGAGCAGAGUUGACGGCGGCAGCAGUAGCAGCAGGAACACGGGCUUUCGCGAGGACGAGGAAAUACAGAAAAGGAGCAUCGGGGGUUGUUUUCAUCCCUCCCUCUGACGCUCCCGAGGCGAUUCGGGCUCCAGACUCGCCUCGAGAACGCGCUCUCGCGAGGACGAGAAAGCUUCGGGACGGAACUUCGGGGUUGGUUUUCGUCCCCAUGUCCGACCCCUUCGCGAGUGCGGACGAAAUUUGCUUUGAAAGCAGGAGCUCUCCACCAGCUGCUGUUACGACCUGUACAGGAUCAGACGAGGUAGUUUCUAACGAGGAUGUGGAAGAGGAGGGAGCAGGCACAUCUACAACUGCAGAUAGAUCUGGCACCUCCUGCACUGCUUUCCUGCCUCUCUAUCUCUCUUUCCUUCUCUUUUCCCCCAAUGUCCUUGUGUAA
Messenger RNA from Closterium sp. Naga37s-1, 2379 nucleotides. The record is from the annotation of a GenBank genome assembly. Lineage: Eukaryota; Viridiplantae; Streptophyta; Zygnematophyceae; Desmidiales; Closteriaceae.